UAAAGCAAGAAUCCGCCGCGGGUUUCUUUUCGCUCAGGCAGUGAUUCGAGUUGCCAGGGACGCGGGGUCCUGCGGAUCACGCAGUGCUGUAGUCAUUAGACAGACGCGAGACAUCAAAUAUCACGCUCUUUCAACAUUCACAGCAGUAACAGUCUUCCAGAUAAUCGAAGAUGGCAUCUAUGUUGUUGACGUCACUGAGGAGCAGCCCAUUGACAUCUGUGCAGGCUGCUCAGUUUGCUGCUCGUUCUCUCAGCACAUCUGUUCAUCUGCAAGCUCAAGCAAAGAGCAAGAAGACUCUGGCCAAACCAGGAGUGAAGAACAUCGUUCUGGUUGAUGGCGUCCGAACUCCUUUCCUCCAGUCUGGCACAACAUAUGCUGACCUGAUGCCCCACGAUCUGGCCAGAGCUGCGUUACAAGGUCUGCUGAACAGAACCGGUCUCCCUAAAGAUGCUGUUGAUUAUAUUGUGUAUGGAACUGUUAUUCAGGAAGUGAAGACCAGUAAUGUGGCCAGAGAGGCAGCACUUGGUGCUGGAUUCUCAGAUAAGACUCCUGCUCACACUGUGACUAUGGCGUGUAUUUCCUCCAAUCAAGCAAUGACCACAGCUGCUGGUUUGAUCGCUGCUGGUCAGUGUGAUGCUGUCGUCGCCGGUGGGGUUGAGUUUAUGUCUGACGUUCCCAUUCGUCACAGCCGCAAGAUGAGGAAGACGAUGCUGUCACUCAACAAGGCAAAGACCCUCGGGGCUCGGCUCUCUCUGCUGGGCUCCAUUCGCCUCGCUCACCUUUCACCUGAGGUACUACAUUACCCAUAAUACACCUCACUUAUUGCCCCCAGCACACCUCAGUUUGACUAUUUCUCCACAGCCGAGACAAUGGGACACUCCGCGGACCGUCUGGCGGCUGCAUUCGGUGUGUCGCGUUUAGAGCAGGAUGAAUUUGCUCUGCGAUCUCACACGCUCGCAAAGAAAGCUCAAGACAGCGGGCUGCUCAGUGAUGUCAUCAGCUUUAAAGUGCCAGGGAGGGAUAUUGUGUCUAAAGAUAACGGUAUCCGUCCUGCCACCAUGGAACAGCUGGCCAAACUGAAACCCGCCUUCAUCAAGCCUCACGGCACGGUGACGGCCGCAAACUCCUCCUUCCUGACUGACGGAGCGUCUGCGGUUUUGAUCAUGUCAGAGGAGAAAGCUCUUGCUAUGGGUUACAAGCCUAAAGCGUAUCUCAGAGAUUUUGUGUACGUGUCUCAAGACCCAAAAGACCAGCUCCUUCUCGGGCCGACCUACGCCACUCCAAAGGUCCUGGAGAAGAGCGGUCUGACCUUGAAUGACAUUGAUGUGUUUGAGUUCCAUGAAGCUUUUGCUGGUCAGAUCAUGGCAAACCUGAAGGCGAUGGAAUCUGACUGGUUCGCCCAAACAUAUAUGGGCAGAAAAACGAAGGUUGGUGCCCCUCCGAUGGAGAAGUUUAACACCUGGGGAGGUUCUCUGUCUCUUGGACAUCCGUUUGCGGCCACCGGCUGUAGACUGGUGACCACCGUGGCCCACAGACUGCAGAAAGAGGGUGGUCAGUACGGCCUGGUGGCAGCGUGUGCCGCUGGAGGACAGGGUCAUGCCAUGGUGAUCGAAGCUUAUCCUCAGUAACCUUCACACUUCCACAGACUGUAACACAUUGCACUCGCACACAAAUAGAUUCUGUAAAUACUGACGUGCCGUGAUGCCUUGAAAUGUUCAUAAUCUAUUCAUUAUCUGGAGGUUCUUGCUUUGAAAUGAUGCUUUACUCGAGAAAGUGUUAAGGAAAAGAUCAGAAGAAGCUCUACAAGUUAAAAAAUAUGUUAUUUUUCCAUGCUAAAUAUAGCACUUAAAACAGGCCGGUUAGAUUCUGAUUUCAAAGAAGGUUAAAAUUCACAUUUGAUUUUGAAAUCUAUAAUUGUAGAUUUGUUUUUGUCCUAAUUCUAAGCAUUCUAAUCUCCAGAUAAUGCUUUAUUUUAUCUAUGAAGUUAAGCGACUGGGAUGUCUUCUCGCUGGUAUUGUUUCAUAUGGCAACAUUAGCUGAUCCAUUGACAGCUUACGCUGGUAGCUCUUAAGGAUUGUAUUGUAAGAAGGACUGAUUCUGUAUUAACCAUAAAGACAAAGGUUACGCACUUAAACACGUGUGCCUCAGAUUCAGUCAGGUGAACCUCUGGAGAACUCUGUGAUCGCUUUCUCAGUUUUCUAGCAGUUUGUACAAAUAAAUAUUAUUUGAAAUCGUCA
Messenger RNA from Cyprinus carpio (common carp), 2237 nucleotides. RefSeq names its product trifunctional enzyme subunit beta, mitochondrial-like. Gene Ontology annotation, molecular function: acyltransferase activity, transferring groups other than amino-acyl groups. The record is from RefSeq and is a predicted model, not a curated record. NCBI's taxonomy places the organism in Eukaryota, Metazoa, Chordata, Actinopteri, Cypriniformes, Cyprinidae. The transcript has 16 exons. Gene Ontology annotation, biological process: fatty acid beta-oxidation.